Messenger RNA from Molossus molossus (Pallas's mastiff bat), 2409 nucleotides. RefSeq names its product DENN domain containing 6A (gene DENND6A). The record is from RefSeq and is a predicted model, not a curated record. The transcript has 20 exons. NCBI's taxonomy places the organism in Eukaryota, Metazoa, Chordata, Mammalia, Chiroptera, Molossidae. The coding region runs from base 40 to 1848 and encodes 602 amino acids. Gene Ontology annotation, cellular component: recycling endosome. Gene Ontology annotation, molecular function: guanyl-nucleotide exchange factor activity.
UCCGCGGUGGAAGCGGCGCGAACAGUAAGGGGCCAGCGGAUGGCUCUGCGGGGCCUGGCAGGCUCGGAGCCCAGCUCCCGCGGGCCGUUGGAGGAAGCGGUGGAGGCGGCGGAGGAGCGCGAGGCACCGGUCCCGGUGGCGGCGGCAGUGGCACCGGAGGACGAUGAAGAGGACGACGGCCGCGGCCUGCUGCGUUGGGAUGGCUUUUCGGCCUGGCUGCACUGCGUGUGUGUGGUGGGCUUCGACCUGGAGCUGGGCCAAGCCGUGGAGGUAAUUUAUCCUCAACAUUCUAAACUUACUGAUAAAGAAAAAACCAAUAUUUGCUAUUUGUCUUUUCCAGAUUCAAAUUCAGGUUGUCUUGGAGAUACCCAGUUUUGUUUUAGAUUUCGACAGUCUUCUGGGAGGAGGGUGUCACUGCAUUGUUUCCUGGAUCAGUUUGACAAAGAUUUACCCGUUUACUUAAAGGAUCCUGCUUAUUUUUAUGGAUAUGUGUAUUUCCGACAAGUUCGAGACAAAACUCUAAAGAGAGGCUACUUUCAGAAGUCCUUGGUUUUGAUCAGCAAACUACCUUAUAUUCAUUUUUUUCACACUGUACUCAAACAGAUAGCACCAGAGUAUUUUGAAAAGAGCAAACCUUAUCUGGAAGCAGCUUGUAAUGAUGUUGAUCGAUGGCCUGCACCAGUCCCAGGGAAAACAUUAUACCUCCCUAUUAUGGGAGUGGUAAUGAAGGUACGGAUUCCCACAUGUCAUGACAAACCUGGGACAACCCAAAUAACUGAGCAGGCAGACACACACAUAUCUGUUAUUUUACCUACUGUUCAUGAGGUGGAUCUUUUCAGGUGUUUCUUUCCAGUUUUCUUUCAUAGUCAGAUGCUUUGGGAGCUGGUGCUAUUGGGGGAGCCACUGGUGGUCAUGGCACCAUCACCUUCAGAGUCUUCAGAAACUGUAUUGGCACUUGUUAACUGUAUUUCUCCAUUGAAGUACUUCAGUGACUUCCGACCUUAUUUCACUAUUCAUGAUAGUGAAUUCAAAGAAUAUACUACCCGUACUCAAGCCCCGCCCUCAGUCAUUUUAGGAGUAACCAACCCUUUUUUUGCAAAAACACUUCAGCACUGGCCACACAUUAUUCGAAUAGGAGACCUUAAACCAGCCGGUGAAAUUCCUAAGCAAGUUAAAGUGAAAAAAUUGAAGAACCUAAAGACUUUGGAUUCUAAACCUGGAGUUUAUACUUCUUAUAAGCCAUAUCUAAAUAGAGAUGAAGAGAUCAUAAAACAAUUACAGAAGGGUGUACAACAGAAACGUCCUUCUGAGGCUCAAAGCGUUAUUCUGCGACGCUAUUUCUUGGAACUGACACAAAGUUUCAUCAUUCCAUUAGAAAGAUAUGUAGCAAGUUUGAUGCCUUUGCAGAAAAGUAUUUCUCCAUGGAAGAGUCCACCCCAAUUAAGACAAUUCCUUCCGGAAGAAUUUAUGAAAACACUUGAGAAAGCAGGACCUCAGUUGACCUCUAGAAUAAAAGGCGAUUGGAUUGGACUUUACCGGCAUUUUCUAAAAUCCCCAAAUUUUGAUGGUUGGUUCAAGACCCGGCGGAAGGAAAUGACCCAGAAAUUGGAGGCACUCCAUCUAGAAGCUCUUUGUGAAGAGGACUUACUUCUAUGGACGCAGAAACACACAGAAGUAGAAACAGUAGAUCUUGUAUUGAAGCUAAAAAGCAAGUUGUUGCAGGCUGAUCGAGAGCAUUUACCUGUGAAACCCGAAACUGUGGAAAAGUUACGGACACACAUAGACGCAAUUAUCUUAGCAGUACCAGAAGACCUACAAGGCAUACUGCUCAAAACGGGCAUGACAUGAUAUUUGCCAGGAUUUUCCAGCCAGAAAGGACUGAAUGUGCAUCAUGAAGCAUACUGACAUUUUAACUGGACGCACAAAGGAGAUCUCCUGGAGUGGAAAAUAGCCGUAAAUGCUAGCUACAGGGUGGAAAGACUAUACUGACUUUUUUAGUGCAUUAUUUUAAAAAAUGGUAUCUGUGGUGGUUCCACUUUAAUACUGAAACACUGAAAGGCAUUUCUAUAUUUUUAAUCAUGUUCUAAAGUGCUCUUAUGAGAGACCUGUGGGGCCAUCAGUUAUAAGUGAUUCCAAACUGCAGUGCUGGCAUUGCAAUAUUUUUUUAAAUUGGUGCUGUUUUGCCCAAUCAUGUUAAAACUCAGGGGGAUAUAAAAAUAACAUUGACACUGGCUACCUUCUUCAGAAGAAGGAAAAGACUGAACUGUCUGACUGUAGUUAGAAGUAAUUAAUGCUUUUGUAGUGCCUUCCGUUGUCCUACAUGUUUCACAAAACCCAGCUGCUAGUCUUGAAGCUUUUUCUUAACUUGAUUAUGAUAUGUAAUUAUAUAAGGCAUACUUUUACAUAAUA